UUGUUCAGUUAAUAGUGACAUAUAAUCGCGUAACUCGUAACAUGAUGUCGCGGUCUGUACGUGCAGAGACUCGUAGUCGUGCCAAGGAUGAUAUUAAGCGUGUAAUGCAAGUUGUUGACAAAGUUCGCCAUUGGGAAAAAAAAUGGGUUACAAUAGGAGAAACUACUAUGAAGAUUUAUAAAUGGGUACCUAUAUCGACACUUGAUCAGAAAAAGAAAGGAAAGACAGUUGCAGACAAGGAAAAUGGUUUGCCAAGAAAAAGUGGGUUAGAUUCGUCAAAUUCUAAUUUUGGUCUUACAGAGGACUCAAACACAUGUUUUUCAACAGUUAGUGAUUCUCAAGGAUUAACUGACUUUUCUGCACAUCUGGGAUUUUCAGAAGAUUCUAAUUCACAAAAUAGCGAACCAACACCUAAAAGGUUAAAGACUGAUUAAAAUUAGAUUAAAGUAUUUUGUGACUGUUACUUGGGAUAUAAGACAUUUAGGAAAUCAUUUCUUAUACAAAUCUACACAUUAUAAAAUUAUCUCAAAUUAUGACUGUAAGUUUACAAAUUGAAUGAAGUUUCAUUUUUUAUUUUACUCUAUAUUUAGUGAAAAUUUGUAUGCAUCAAAAAAAAAAAAGGAUUGUCAUAUCAAUUAAUCUAAGUUAAAUGUAAUUCAUUUUUUUAUAAUGUGAAUUUUUUACAAAAUAUACAGUAAAUUUAAACACUAAUAUUAAUGAUGUUUCAUUCAAACAUUUGCAUUACAUGUUCAAUUGUCUUAAGGUAUGAAUUAAAGAAAACUUAAGAAAUUAUAAAAUUAUUUGUA
Frieseomelitta varia is the source of this 806-nucleotide messenger RNA. It is a transcript of the gene BCL7-like, whose product is annotated as B-cell CLL/lymphoma 7 protein family member B. The transcript is spliced from 4 exons. Bases 42 to 434 code for a protein of 130 amino acids. NCBI's taxonomy places the organism in Eukaryota, Metazoa, Arthropoda, Insecta, Hymenoptera, Apidae. The record is from RefSeq and is a predicted model, not a curated record.